AUGGAGAACCAAACUUUCAGCAUGGAUGUUCUACAGCUGGAGGGGUUGAAGGUCAGCCCUGACUUCUCUAUUCCCGCAUUCGUCCUCCUCCUCCUCAUCUACAUCUUCAUCAUGGUUUCUAACAUCAGCCUGGUAGUUCUGAUCUUCAUGGAGAGGAGCCUCCACGAGCCCAUGUAUCUGCUCUUCUGCAACAUGAGCAUUAAUGAUGUUUUCGGGGCCACGGCCAUCAUUCCUCGUGUACUGAGUGAUCUUUUUACUCCAGUCACAGAGCGGUACAUCUAUUAUUAUGAGUGUGUCAUUCAGGCCUUCUGUGGUCACUUUUAUGCAGGUGCCUCUCACACAGUGCUCAUGAUCAUGGCCUUUGAUCGCUACAUGGCCAUCUGCAACCCUCUGCGAUACGCCACCAUUAUGACCAACAGGAUGGUGGUGAUGCUGUCAGUGGGGGCCUGGGGAACAGCUUUCUUUUUGAUUGUAAUCCUCAUCGGCCUCAGCGCCCGCCUGUCACGCUGCAGGCGCUUGGUAAGCGCCCCUUUUUGUGACAACGCCUCCUUGUUUAAGCUGUCGUGUGAAAACAUUCUCAUCAACCACAUCUACGGCCUCGGCACUGCCAUGGGCACGAUGGCCUGCUCCCUGUGCAGCGUCACCCUCACCUACCUGAGGAUCGCCAUGGUGUGUUUCAAUAGUAAGAACAAGACUGUGAACAGCAAAGCGCUGCAGACCUGCGCCACCCACCUGGCUGUGUACCUCAUCCUGCUACUGUCAGGCAACAUCAUCAUCAUCCUCCAUCGUUUUGAGAACUUAUCAGAUGAAAGGAAGCUGGCAUCCCUCUUGUUCAUUGUGGUCCCUCCUUCCAUGAACGCUGUUAUCUACGGACUGCAAAUCAAAGCAGUCAGAGAAAAAAUGAUGAUUAUAUUUAACAGGAAUAAAAUGAAAGAAAGAAAUAAAAUGUCAAUGCAGAAUUAA
This is a messenger RNA of Micropterus salmoides (largemouth bass), 963 nucleotides long. Its product is annotated as olfactory receptor 52Z1-like. Gene Ontology annotation, biological process: G protein-coupled receptor signaling pathway. Bases 1 to 963 code for a protein of 320 amino acids. Gene Ontology annotation, cellular component: membrane. The record is from RefSeq and is a predicted model, not a curated record. NCBI's taxonomy places the organism in Eukaryota, Metazoa, Chordata, Actinopteri, Centrarchiformes, Centrarchidae. The transcript has a single exon. Gene Ontology annotation, molecular function: olfactory receptor activity.